This is a messenger RNA of Laccaria bicolor S238N-H82, 1366 nucleotides long. RefSeq lists its product as uncharacterized. The transcript has a single exon. The record is from RefSeq and is a predicted model, not a curated record. The coding region runs from base 1 to 1179 and encodes 392 amino acids. Lineage: Eukaryota; Fungi; Basidiomycota; Agaricomycetes; Agaricales; Hydnangiaceae.
AUGUCUCUCGUCAGUGCUACUGUCACCGCUACCACUGCGCAUCGUUCACUUGAAGUGAGUCUCGCUGUUCACACCUCUUCUACCUCCUCCCCUUCGCGUCCGAGGGCCCAAUCCAUCCGUUGGGAUCCUAAAGUGGACCACCCACCCACUUCUUUGCCCGAAAACCAAGGAAGAAGCCGAAGAGGCUCUUAUCCUUCUCCUUACGCUAAUAAUCUCCGUUCGGGUCGAAGUCAUUCUUCAUCCGCUCCUCCUUCUCCUUCUUCACCCAUUCCUCCCUCUCCUUUCUCAUUUACUCCUCCUUCUCAUUCUGUUGAAUCCAGGAAUUCACCUUCUUUGUCCGGAAACAGUGGACGAAGAAGCGUCCCUAAAUCUUCUCCCAACAAUUUCUGUUCUUCUACUCGUUCAGCUGCUCCCCCUUCUCCUUCCGUUAAACGCAGGGAUCCACCCACCCCUUCGUCCAAAAACAAAGGACGAAAAUCUGUUCCCUGUCCUUCUCCUUUUCCUAACAACUUCCGUUUUUCUACUCGUUCUUCAUCUGCUCCCCUUUCUCCUUCCAUUCAAUUCAUGGAUUCUUCUCCCCCUUCUCCCCUUCUCACACCAGAGACGUCUGGACGUCUCUGUGCCCAAUACUUUUAUGCCUCCCUAGGGCCAUUACUCCCUUCUCCUCCCUCUUAUCCCCCCUGUUCUUCUCCCAAUCAAAACCCUCUUAGUCUCCCCCUCGACCAAUUCAUCUCUCACCUCAUCUCCCGAACCCAUUUCCCCUUCUCCAUCCUCCCCUGCACGCUCAUCCUCGUGCGCAACCUGCGUAAAUCACUUGACGCCGACACGAAGCGAAAUAAACAUUCCGCAUGUGUGAUCGACCCACACAAGUUAUGGGUUGGCCUGUCCAUCGCCGCUGCGCAGGCGCAUUGUCCUUACAUCUCUGAUGUGAAGGAUUUGCGGUGUUGGACCGCGGUGACGGGGAUCCCGAUGAAGGAUAUGGGGAGUGUUGCGAGGGCGUAUAUGGUUGUUAUGGGGCGAAAUGCGGUUUUUGAUGCAAGAGAGGUUGAAAGGAUGACGGAGAAAUUGAUUGGAAUGGUGGGCGAGAGUAAUGCUGACUCUACGCCAGGGCGAGGUCAAGCGACGGGGAAGAAAUUGUGGUCCUUUGUUAGGAGAACGUCGGUGAAACACUCUGCAUGAUGUUUGUGGCGCGUUUUCUUGCUCGAUUUCUUCAUACUUUUGCACGUCUUGUUUCUAUUUGCUUGCUACGAAUCGAUUGCAUCGUGUUUCUGUUCCUUGCUUGAGCGCGUUCUCACUCCAUCUCUUGCUACAUUUCCGCGUUUUGUUUUAAUGAUCUACUUUGUUACGAAUCGAUUGCUCCGCGUUU